AGCCGGCGUGACUUUCAGGUUGACAUCGACGCGCAUCGUCACGGGAACGGGAACCGGAACCUCAGCCCUCGCUGCACACACACUCACGCUGACAUGCAGCUAUGGAGAGCGGGUUUGGUUCUCAGUCGGCGAGACUUGCAGAAAACAGGAAAUGCGGCGUUGAAACAGGUGUUGGCCAGCAGCCGGCGCACGUGCUGCUCCGGAACCCUCCCGAACCGGCGGAUCCGAAACAUCGGCAUCUCCGCGCACAUCGACUCCGGGAAGACCACGUUAACGGAGCGCGUGCUGUACUACACGGGGAGAAUAGCCGAGAUGCAUGAGGUGAAGGGGAAGGAUGGAGUUGGAGCCGUGAUGGACUCCAUGGAUUUGGAGAGACAGCGGGGAAUUACUAUCCAAUCCGCUGCCACCUACACUGUGUGGAAGCAGCACAACAUCAACAUCAUCGAUACACCCGGUCACGUGGACUUCACCAUCGAGGUGGAGCGGGCCCUCCGUGUGCUGGACGGGGCCGUGCUGGUGCUAUGUGCCGUGGGCGGCGUGCAGUGUCAGACGAUGACCGUCAACAGACAGAUGAAGCGCUACAACGUUCCCUUCCUCACCUUCAUCAACAAGCUGGACCGCUCGGGGGCGAACCCGCAGCGUGCCCUCAUGCAGCUCAGGACUAAACUGAAUCAAAAUGCAGCGUUCGUCAACAUCCCCAUGGGCCUGGAAGGAAAUCUACGUGGUGUCGUCGACCUCAUUGAGGAACGCAGCGUGUACUUCGAUGGGCCUUGUGGGCAGAGCGUGCGUUUCGAUGAGGUCCCAGCAGAGAUGCGUGCGGAGGUGGCUGAGCGUAGGCACGAGCUGGUGGAGUGUGUGGCCAACGCAGACGAGACCCUCGGGGAGAUGUUCCUGGAAGAGCAGGUGCCCACGGUGGCUGACCUCAAGGUGGCCAUGCGCCGGGCCACCAUCCAGCGGACCUUCUCUCCUGUGCUGGUGGGCAGCGCUCUGAAAAACAAAGGUGUCCAGCCUCUGCUGGAUGCUGUGCUGGAGUACCUACCUGACCCCACCGAGGUCAACAACUACGCCAUCCUCAAUGAAGAGGAGGUGAGUAGCACCAGUAAAAUUCCAAUGGACCCGACCAGAGACGACACAAAACCGUUUGUGGGUUUGGCCUUCAAACUAGAGGCUGGGCGCUUUGGUCAGCUGACCUACGUGCGUGUGUAUCAGGGCUGUCUGAAGAAGUCAGAGAACAUCUACAACACUCGCACCGGCAAGAAGGUGCGUGUGCAGAGACUGGUGCGCCUGCACGCCAGCCAGAUGGAGGACGUGGAGGAGGUGUACGCUGGAGAUAUCUGCGCCCUGUUCGGGAUCGACUGUGCCAGCGGGGACACGUUCACAGCUCGGACCGGCAGUAAUCUCUCCAUGGAAUCCAUCCAUGUUCCUGACCCGGUCAUCUCCAUGUCCAUGAAACCAGUUAACAAGAAUGACACGGAAAAGUUCUCCAAAGGCAUCAGCCGCUUCACCAGGGAGGACCCAACCUUCCGCGUGCACUUUGACCCCGAGAGCAGGGAGACCAUCGUCUCUGGCAUGGGAGAGCUGCACCUGGAGGUCUACACACAGAGGAUGGAAAGGGAGUAUAACUGCCCAUGUGUGAUGGGGAAACCCAAAGUUGCAUUCCGGGAGACGGUGACCAGCCCUGUAUCAUUUGACUUCACCCACAAGAAGCAGUCCGGAGGAUCCGGCCAGUACGGUAAAGUUAUAGGCUUUGUGGAACCCCUGGAUGCGGAAAAUUACACCAAGCAGGAGUUUGCUGACCACACGAUUGGCACCAACAUUCCCAAGCAGUUUGUUCCUGCUGUUGAGAGGGGCUUCAGAGAGUGCUGCGAGAAGGGCCCACUGAUCGCUCAGAAGAUCUCUGGUGUGCGCUUCGUCCUGGAAGAUGGCGCGCACCACAUGGUCGACUCCAACGAGAUCUCCUUCAUUCGAGCAGGAGAAGGCGCCAUGAAGCAGGCUAUGGAGAAUGCUAAUGUGGUCAUUCUCGAGCCAAUCAUGUCUGUCGAGAUUGUCGCUCCUGAUGAAUUCCAGGGGGCCGUUAUUGCCGGGGUCAACCGUCGCCACGGCGUUGUGACUGGUCAGGAUGGGACAGAGGGCUACUUCACACUGUAUGCUGAUGUUCCUCUUAACGACAUGUUUGGGUAUUCCACGGAGCUGCGCUCUUGCACAGAGGGGAAAGGAGAGUACACUAUGGAGUAUAGCAGGUAUCAGCCCUGUCUGCCUACUGUGCAAGAAGACCUUGUUAAUAAGUACCUGGAGGCAACAGGCCAGCUGCCUGUGAAGAAAGGCAAAUGGAAGAACUGACAUGUACACGGACACACCACACACACACACACACACACACACCACACACACACACACCACACACACACACACCACAC
Messenger RNA from Electrophorus electricus (electric eel), 2417 nucleotides. RefSeq names its product G elongation factor, mitochondrial 1 (gene gfm1). NCBI's taxonomy places the organism in Eukaryota, Metazoa, Chordata, Actinopteri, Gymnotiformes, Gymnotidae. Gene Ontology annotation, cellular component: mitochondrion. Gene Ontology annotation, molecular function: GTP binding; GTPase activity; translation elongation factor activity. Gene Ontology annotation, biological process: mitochondrial translational elongation. The record is from RefSeq and is a predicted model, not a curated record.